AUGAUUGUUGAGAGAGUGGAAGAGAUGUUGGAGUAUGGGUUGUAUGAAUGCAGUUGGUGGUCACAUUGUAUUCUUAUGGAUCGUCAUUUUCUCUGUGUGGUUAUCCGGGAUACCGAUGCGUGUCCAUACCAAGUUACUACGAAGUCAACUGUUGAUGAGUUGAAUGUGCAUGUCUGUUCUUAUUGGAAUAGCAUUUUACCAGACUCAAUUCAGUUUGUAUUUGACUAUGAGGGGAGAAGCAAUGUUGUUGACAGUGAUGUGAAUCUCUGUUCUUUCUUGUCAUUGUGUAUUGUUAACCAGUUUUCUUUCUUGGAGCUUCGUUUAUUUGAACGUGUUCCUCUUCGUGCUCCUGAUUUUGUUCGUGAACCUACUACGAGCGAGUUUAGUUUAGCACCAGACCCUAAAAGAGCUAAGUUGGAGAAAUUGGAAUGCGACUGGAUGUUCCAUGCAGCUCCCAAGACUUCCAAUGUGAAGGGUCACUUAUUCCUCAAGGCCUAUAACGGGGAACAUAAAUGUUGUGUUGGUUAUAGUGAUGGAACAAAGGCUGAUCCGGUUACGCGCGAACUUAUCAAGAGUUUGAUAUUUGAGAAGAUUGAACAGAAUCCCAACAAGAAAGCCAGGGAUAUUGUUAGAGAACUCAAAAGUGAUUAUGGGUUGGAAGUGAGCUACGAUCAGGCGCAUGCCGGGAAAGAAUUAUGUUUCAAGGAAUUGUAUGGCGAGGACAUUAAAUCAUACACUGACUUGAGAUGGUGGUGUGAAGCCGUGAAGAAACACGAUCUAGGUAGUAGGGUUGAUUUAGUUGUUGAAGGUGGCGAGUUUAAGAGUUUGUUCUUAGCCUUCGAUGCUUGCAUCUCUGGUUUAGAAUAUUUUCGCCGGGGUUGUCUUAUGGCGUCUACCGGGAAGAAUGCGAAUAAUGGAAUAUUUCCUCUGGCAUAUGGUAUCGUAUCAUCUGAAACUGUUGAGAAUUGGCAUUGGUUCUUGAAGAAACUAGAAUCUAUCUUGGGUCCUCGUGUACUAACUUUUAUUUCGGAUCGCCAUGAGGGUUUGAUCCAAGGGAUUCGUGAUGUUUUCCCAACUUUCUAUCAUGCUUGGUGUUACCAGCAUUUGAAGAAUAAUGUCCGCAGUAAGACCAACAAGAAAAAGGGAGAGCAUUGUGCUGCGAUGGAGUCCUUUAACUCUUGGAUCAAGGAAGCAAAAGGUAUGCCUAUUGCAACACUUGUUAACUGGAUCAGACUUAAAAUUAUCGAACAAAUGAGUACAAUGAAGAGGAAGGGGGCGACGUAUAAAGGAUUCAUUUGUACCAGGCUAGAGAAAAAAGUGUUGGCUUCCAUUCGUGCUGGUGUCCAGUGGAGAAUAACCAAGUCUGGUGACAUGGAGUGGGAAGUUGUUGAUGGAAAGCACACGCAUGCUGUUAAUAUUGCGAAGUUUCAGUGCAGCUGUAGGGUUUGGUUUACUGAGCAGUUCCCUUGUGAUCACGCUAUUGCGUGUAUGCAUUCAAAUAACAUCAAUGUUUACGAGUAUAUUAAUCCGUAUUUCAACAUUGCUAGCUUCCGUGCUUCGUAUGAUCGUCCUAUCAAGACCAUUCCUGAUUAUGACAAGCCUAUUGAUGUUGCUGCUGGAGAUCUCGUGAACCCACCAACUGUCGCAGGAAAAAAACAUGGUAGGCCGAAGAAGAAGCGGAUUCCUAACACAGGUAGUGCAAGUUUCAAGAGACCAAUUACGUGCGGUAACUGCCAUACUCAGGCACAUCAUAACAAGACGACGUGUCCUCAUCCUCCUGCGAAAAAGCAACGUUAA
Molecule: messenger RNA, 1797 nt
Organism: Papaver somniferum (opium poppy)
Lineage: Eukaryota; Viridiplantae; Streptophyta; Magnoliopsida; Ranunculales; Papaveraceae
Exons: 6
Coding region: 1-1797 (598 amino acids)
Molecular function (GO): zinc ion binding
Source: RefSeq, a predicted model, not a curated record